CCUUAUCCCGUCUAAAAAUGGGAUUGUAUGAUAUCGUAAUUGAUAAGCAUUCACUUAGAAGUAGUUCUAAAUCUAUCUAUCACAUUUCUACAACAGCAUCAUUUCCUAAUUAGUAAAUUCAAUACGAUGCGCAAAAGAAAAAAAAAUCAUAAACUGAUUUGAAAAUUUUUUUACAACCGAUUCAGAUCUUAUUAUAUCUUCUACUUAUUAAAGAGGUUAGAAUAUCAUAGACUAAGAGAAGUUGUCAUUAUGAGUUCAUCUGGAAAAUUACCAAAUUUAGCAUCUGAUGCUGUGUUAAAGCAAUCCAUACCGGUCCCUGAAGAUUUUGAAGAAGUUAAAGGUAUAGAUUAUUCUAAAGAUAAUGCUUAUAAUAUGAAUGCAGUUGACUUAAUCAAAUCUAUGAAGACUAUGGGGUUCCAAGCUUCAAGUUUAAGUAAGGCUUGUGAAAUCAUUGAUGAUAUGAGAAGUUGGAGAGGUGAACAUAAGGAUUCCUUACCUGAACAUGAAAGAACUGGAGAAUUUGAUGAUGAAGGAGUUCAAAAGACUACAAUCUUUAUGGGUUUCACUUCUAAUUUGAUAUCUUCUGGGUUAAGAGAUACUUUAAGAUACUUAGUUCAACAUAAAAAAGUGAGUGCCAUUGUAGCUAGUGCAGGUGGUAUUGAAGAAGAUUUAAUUAAAUGUUUAGCACCAACUUAUAUGGGAGAAUUUAGUUUACCAGGUAAAGGAUUAAGAGAUCAAGGUAUGAAUAGAAUUGGGAAUUUAUUAGUUCCAAAUGAUAAUUAUUGUAAAUUCGAAGAAUGGAUAGUUCCGGUAUUAGAUACAAUCUUACAAGAACAAGAAGAUGCUAUGAAAAAAUUAGGAUCAGAAGGAUUAAAUGCUGAUUCAGAAGCUAUUUGGACUCCAUCAAGAUUAAUUGAUAGAUUAGGUAAAGAAAUCAAUGAUGAAACUUCAGUUUUAUAUUGGGCUCAUAAGAAUAAAAUCCCAAUUUUCAGUCCUGCUCUUACUGAUGGUUCGAUUGGUGAUAUGUUAUUUUUCCAUACUUUUAAAGCUUCUCCACAACAAUUCAGAUUAGAUAUUGUUGCUGAUAUCAGAAAGAUCAACUCCAUGUCCAUGGCUGCUUCUAGAGCUGGGAUGCUUAUACUAGGUGGUGGUUUGAUUAAACAUCAUAUUUGUAAUGCUUGUUUAAUGAGAAAUGGAGCUGAUUAUGCGGUAUAUAUUAAUACUGGUCAAGAAUUCGAUGGAUCUGAUGCAGGUGCUAGACCUGAUGAAGCUGUUAGUUGGGGUAAGAUUAAAAGUGAAGCUAAAUCAGUUAAAGUAUAUGCUGAUGUUAGUAUGGUUUUACCAUUGAUUGUUGCAGCUACUUUUGCAGCUGAAAGACCUAAUUGAUUUCCUUUCCCCCCUCUGUACAUAGUUAUUUUUUAACUCAGUCCAUUUUUUUUGUAGAUAUAAUAGAUAACGGUAUGAAUAAUAAUGAAGUUUAAUGCAAGAUGAUUUACAUAUAUCACAUAUAUACGCUAAAAUAGUAUUAUAGUAUAUUUGAAUGUGCCCCAAUGAAGUGGAAUUACAUCCAUUUUAGGGUGCUUGUCGAAAUCCCAAUUAGGAAAGAUUAAAUGGUCGUUUACCCUC
Messenger RNA from Scheffersomyces coipomensis, 1626 nucleotides. RefSeq names its product deoxyhypusine synthase. Bases 250 to 1386 code for a protein of 378 amino acids. The record is from RefSeq and is a predicted model, not a curated record. Gene Ontology annotation, biological process: peptidyl-hypusine biosynthetic process. Gene Ontology annotation, cellular component: cytoplasm. Gene Ontology annotation, molecular function: deoxyhypusine synthase activity. The transcript has a single exon. NCBI's taxonomy places the organism in Eukaryota, Fungi, Ascomycota, Pichiomycetes, Serinales, Debaryomycetaceae.